Molecule: messenger RNA, 1450 nt
Organism: Paramecium pentaurelia
Lineage: Eukaryota; Ciliophora; Oligohymenophorea; Peniculida; Parameciidae
Source: the annotation of a GenBank genome assembly
AUGCUCUAAAAUAAUAAGCAAUAUCCUUAACAUUUUGAUAUACAAAACUCAUUGUUAUCUACUGAUACAGAAUUUUGGGUAUCAAAUGUAAAUUUUUCUUCAAUAUCUACUUCUAUAGUGACUGUGAAAUGCAAGGAAAUUAUUAAAGAGAAAAAUAUUUCAAUUGGAAAAUAACAUAUCAAAUAUUCCAAAAAUGUAUACUUAUUGUUAUAUUUAGAAAUACAUCUUGUUUGCAGAUGCAUUUCUAACAAUUUUGAGGAAUUCCAAUUAAGAAAUUAUAGGAAUAUAAUUGUAGAAAAAAGGAAAUUAAAUUGAGCUUUAUGGACAAAUAUAAAAUUGGAUUAGCUUAUUAAUGAAAGAAUGCAUCUCAUUAGACUUUAUUUCUAAUUAUCAAAUUGUCAAACUGAUUGGUAGUGGAUCCACUGCUAAUGUAAUACUUAUUUUUAGAUUUAAGGUUUAUUAAGUUCGAUCUAAAAUAGAUGAAUUAGAUUGUGCAAUUAAAGUAUUCGAUAAAGCAUAAUUUGAGACAGACUAUUAGAUAAAGCAAUCGAUUUUAUUUGAAAUAUAAUAUUUAAAACUACUAAGUCAUCCAAAUAUUGUUAAAUAUUUAGGAGUGUUUGAAUCAAAUUCAUAAAUUAUUUUAAUUUCAGAAUUAUUAUUAGGUGGAGAUCUAAAGAGUAAUAUAGAGGAUAGAAAAAUUGAUGAAGAUUAAAUUAAAAAAAUUAUGAAAUCUAUUUUAAGUGGUCUUGAAUAUAUGCAUAGUUUUGGUAUAUUUCAUAGAGAUAUUAAAAAAUGUAAUGUUAUGCUAAGAGAUUAAAAUGGUUAUGAUUCUAUAUGUUUAAUUGAUUUUGGUUUAGCUGAAAAAGCUAAUAAUGAAAAUAACUAUUUAUUCAAAUACUGUGGCACACCUGGUUGUGUAGCUCCUGAAAUCUUAAGAAAACAAAAAUAUGGAUUGAAAGUAGAUAUAUAUAGUGUAGGAAUUUUAUGCUAUUAAUUAAUGUUUGGAAAAGACCCCUUUAAAUCAAAUACAACUAAGGAAAUAAUAGUAAAGAAUUUCUUGGGGCAAAUUGAUUUAUCAAAUGCCUCAUCAAUAUCCAAAAAUGGAUUAAGCUUCUUAUUAGGAUUGAUUGAAAUAGAUCCUUAAAUUCGAUUUUCUGCUGCUUAAGCAUUAAGACAUCCUUAUUUGUAGCAAUAGAAUAAUAAAAUAAUUAUCAGUAGAAAUAAAUUUGAUACUUUUGCUAAAAAGGAGACUGUAAAAUUAAAGCCUUUAUUAUUUAAUAAUAGUCGUAAUUAGUCACCUAAUUACACUUCUAAAACUUCACCAUGUAAAUUUUACCUUAAAACCGAUAUGAGCCCAAGAGAAAAUAACUAAAAAUAAGAUUUUGAGAAAACUAGGUUAGUUUCAAAAUCUUUUUUUUUAAGAAAUUUUAAAAAAAUGAAUACAAAAUGA